AUGCGCCGGUUUGUCUACUGCAAGGUGGUCUUGACCACUUCUUUAGUCUGGGUGCUGGUGGAUGUUUUCCUCCUGCUUUACUUCAGCGAAUGCAACAAAUGUGACGAUCGGAAGGACCGCUCGCUGCUUCCUGCCCUCCGUGCUGUGAUAUCUCGUAGCCACGAGGGUCCCGGUGAGAUGGGCAAGUCUGUGAACAUCCCCAAGGAAGAUCACGAGAAGAUGAAGGAGCUCUUUAAGAUAAACCAGUUCAACCUAAUGGCCAGCGAUAUGAUUGCACUCAACAGGAGCUUGCCGGAUGUCCGCUUGGAUGGCUGUAAGACCAAGGUAUACCCAGACAACUUGCCAAAUACAAGCAUUGUCAUCGUAUUCCACAAUGAGGCCUGGAGCACAUUGCUGCGGACAGUCCAGAGUGUCAUCAAUCGCUCUCCCAAACACUUGAUUGUGGAAAUUGUGCUUGUGGAUGACUUCAGUGAGCGAGACUUCUUGGGGAAAAAGUUGGAGAACUAUGUGCGGCCUCUUGAUGUGCCGGUCAAGAUCCUGAGGAUGGAGCAGCGUUCAGGUCUCAUCCGAGCCAGAUUAAGAGGGGCGGCUGCCACCAAAGGUCAGGUCAUCACCUUCUUGGAUGCCCACUGUGAGUGUACUGUAGGUUGGUUGGAACCUUUGCUGGCUCGCAUCAAAGAGGACAGGACGGCAGUGGUAUGCCCUAUCAUUGAUGUUAUCAGCGACGAGACCUUUGAAUACAUGGCAGGCUCUGAUAUGACUUACGGUGGCUUCAACUGGAAGCUGAAUUUCCGCUGGUACCCUGUCCCCCAGCGGGAGAUGGAUCGACGCAAGGGCGACAGAACGCUUCCUGUCAGGACCCCCACCAUGGCAGGAGGGCUCUUCUCCAUAGACAAAACAUACUUUGAAGAAAUAGGAAGCUACGAUCCAGGGAUGGAUAUAUGGGGUGGAGAGAACCUGGAGAUGUCUUUCAGAAUCUGGCAGUGUGGCGGUUCCUUGGAGAUUGUCACGUGUUCCCAUGUUGGCCAUGUUUUCCGCAAGGCUACUCCUUACAGUUUCCCUGGAGGGACGGGCCAAGUUAUUAACAAGAACAACAGGCGGUUGGCAGAAGUCUGGAUGGAUGAUUUCAAAGAUUUCUUCUAUAUCAUAUCACCAGGGGUGAUGCGCGUGAACUAUGGGGACGUUUCCUCACGCAAAGCCCUCCGCGCAGCCUUGAAGUGCCGACCCUUCUCUUGGUAUCUGGAGAACAUCUACCCGGACUCCCAGAUCCCGAGAAGAUAUUACUCGCUGGGUGAAAUCAGGAAUGUUGAGACCAACCAAUGUGUAGACAACAUGGGACGAAAAGAAAACGAGAAAGUUGGCUUCUUCAACUGCCACGGCAUGGGUGGAAACCAGGUGUUCUCAUACACGGCAGACAAAGAAAUUCGGACGGAUGACCUCUGUUUGGACGUCUCCCGCCUCAACGGACCUGUCGUUAUGCUCAAGUGUCACCACAUGAAGGGCAAUCAGAUGUUUCAGUAUGAUGCCGAGAAGCACACCUUUCUGCACAUUAUCACCCAGUCAUGUCUGACCAUCAGCCGCCUUGAGGAUGGCACCUAUGGCCCCACUGUGGAGUACUGUAACAACAGUCCCCUCCAGGCCUGGACCUUGCACAACUUUACACAGGUGGGGGUCGCUAGGCGACUCUACUACAGCCCCACUGAUUAUUUUCUAUAA
Nerophis lumbriciformis (worm pipefish) is the source of this 1716-nucleotide messenger RNA. NCBI's taxonomy places the organism in Eukaryota, Metazoa, Chordata, Actinopteri, Syngnathiformes, Syngnathidae. The record is from RefSeq and is a predicted model, not a curated record.